This is a messenger RNA of Entamoeba invadens IP1, 1575 nucleotides long. RefSeq lists its product as hypothetical. Gene Ontology annotation, biological process: transmembrane transport. The record is from RefSeq and is a predicted model, not a curated record. NCBI's taxonomy places the organism in Eukaryota, Evosea, Mastigamoebida, Endamoebidae. Gene Ontology annotation, molecular function: transmembrane transporter activity. The transcript has 3 exons. Bases 1 to 1575 code for a protein of 524 amino acids.
AUGAACAAAGCUUUAAAAUAUCUCAUGUUGCCUUUAGACAAUUUUCCACGACUCUGUCUUACCGCAUUCCUCUUUAACUUUGCGAGUUAUUUUUAUUGGCUUGUAGUACCUUUGAUGUGUGUUGAUCAAGGAGGUUCAACACUCGACUUAUCUUUAUUACAAACAGUUGCGUUUGUAAUUUACUCGAUUCUCUCGCCGUUCUGUGGGAAACUUGGAGAUGUGUUUAACUCGUUCAUCAUCAUCCGUGUUGCAAUGUGUUUCUUUGUAGCUGCUGUUGCCGUAAUAUUGAUAUUCCCACGUACGUUCUUUGUUCUGUACAUAUCAGUCGCGUUGUGGCCUUUCUGCACAUCGUGUUAUUGGCCCAUUACAACGGGGACGUGUGGUUUAGAGGCUGAACUUGGGUGUGAGAAUCGAAAUGCUUCUUUGUAUCAAGUGUCGUGGUCUAUAGGUAAAUCACUUGGAUUUUUGUUGGGUGGGAUACUGAAAGGAGCCCUUGGAACAAAUGCGCUGUACAUUUGUAUUGCCAUUGUUGCUGUGAAUAUGGUCAUAUACCCAUAUCGUCAUCCAAAGAAGUUAAGAGAGCGAUUAGCUAAAGAAAAGGCCGAGAAGACCAAAACAAAGAAAGAUGUGAAAGUUGAAGUGACGUUGGAGAAGAAUACAACACCAUCAAUCAAAGAAGACCACCCACUUAAUAUCGCAGCAAGCAGUCCAUUUGCCCCAACACAUCAAAGCGAAACAACUGAUGUUGAAAUUCCAACGGAGGUCUUACACCAACUAAAUGGAGAACAACCACCUGAAACGCCCAUUGAAGUUCCAACCACUAAAACAGUUGACGACUCGAAUUUGAGUGACUUACAAAAGCUGAAAUUGAAAUGGAAUUCGUUGGAUCUUAAAAAUAAGACUUACAUCUACAUUGGAUAUAUCUUACAACUUGGGAUCUAUGGGACUUCUGCAAUAUUAACAAAUUCGUACGUCAAGUUGGCGCAAGACAAAGAUAUCACUAUUCCAAUCGGAUCGAAUCCCCUCGAAAUGUAUAUUGGAAUCACUUUCUUCUUCUAUUUCAUCGCACAGACAAUCGUUAUGAUUUGUAUGUCUUUCACAACAAUAUGGAUUUAUAUGAGAAGUUUGAUCUUUUUGGUCCAACUCUUCUAUUUAGCUUUUCUGUUUUGUUUGUCGAUGAGUUCACAGCCGUAUGUGAAUUGGGUCUUAGCCUUCUUUGGAGGGUUAGCGGGUGGGUUUGCGUAUCAGACGUCAACAUAUUACUCGAUGAGAGCAAGUGAGUCGAGCAAAUCGAUGUUUGUUGGGAUAUCUGAGUGUAUAGGUGGUCUUGGAAAUGCACUUCUUCCAUUAUUCAGUGGCCUUCUCUGCACUUUCAUGUCCGACAAUUACAUUCAGAUCUACAUUUCUAUUAUCUUCGUCUUAUUCUGUUGCAUUGCCGAAGAAAUAGUGUACCACUCCGCUCAUUUCAUUAAUGAGAAGCGACAAGAAAAAAGAAUCGAUCCAAAGGAUGUUGUCGCACACCAUUCACCCGAAGUUCAAAUUGAGCUCGCAGACAACGCCAAAGAAGACAAAUAA